Molecule: messenger RNA, 633 nt
Organism: Haliotis rufescens (red abalone)
Lineage: Eukaryota; Metazoa; Mollusca; Gastropoda; Lepetellida; Haliotidae
Product: C-type lectin domain family 4 member A-like
Exons: 5
Coding region: 49-633 (194 amino acids)
Molecular function (GO): signaling receptor activity
Source: RefSeq, a predicted model, not a curated record
UGCCGUUGACAAGAGGAGACGACGUGUAUCUCUCGCUUACACCCAGUGAUGUCGGGAUGUCGGCUGAAGCUGGUGUUGAUGGUAAUGGCUGUUACGCUGAACCUACAGGCGUCAAAGGGCACGUCCUCACCAGCUACAUGUUCCUCCUUGAACGGAUUUACUGCCCUGGACACGGCGGGCCUGUGUGUGAAGCCGGUGGCAAAGAAGUCUUGGUCAGAGGCUAGUAGAUACUGUCAGUCGCUUGGUGCUCGCAUCGUGAUUGUCGACACACAACUAAAAGCGACAGCAAUGAACAGCUACAUUGAAACGGAAUUUCGCGACGCCAGGUACGUGUGGAUUGGGGGAGUGAGUUACUCCUCACUGUCAAGCUCUACCCACAGAUUCCACGCCACGUGGGUGUGGAGCGACUGUCGCGCCAUGAGUGGGACCUACAAUCGCUGGGCGCCAGGAGAACCGUCGGGGGAUGUAGACAAAUGUGCAGUAAUUCAGCGGAACAACUUCCAGUGGAAUGACGGACCGUGUUCUUACUCACUGAACUCUGUCUGUGAAGAGAUCACCUCUCGACCUUUGUAUGACAUCAUCAGCAACAAGGAUGACGUUUGCCCUUCCUCAGUGUUCGGAGGAGCCAACUAA